CGAAUGCGAUGACGAGGAUAUUACCAACCUCAUUUGUGAAUUGAAGCAAAGAACGUGAGACCAAAAAAUUUCAUUGUCAGUUUGGCGAUAUCAUCGAGCCGGGUAGUAGUAUUGCUCGUGCUAGCAAACAUUAAGUGUUUGGCUGCGAAUUAUUACUUAAAACAGAUAGUUACGCGCUCUAACCGUAAAUUUGAACUGCUUUAAUACAGAGAAAUUCUACAAAUGCAAAAAUUUCCUUGUGUUUUACUUAUGGUGGUCAAUUAGUUUGCAUACGCAAAUACGUUAUACAUAGCUAUAUAAUAUUUGAAUGUAUGUAUAUUUGAAAACUAAUUGCUCGCAGCUGAUAAACUACAAAAAAAAUCGGUUUGAAUUUAUAGUUUUAUUUAAAGAAAUAACCCCAUACCUGGGACGAAACCACACUUAGUGACCAAUACAGUUUUCAUAUUGUGUUCCCAAAUCAGCUGCAGUUAAGUACGAUAAGUUAAGUUAAGUGCUCAGUUAAGUACGAUAUGUGCUUCAAAUUCGCGAAAUAUAUUUGUUAACGUGCGCCAAUUCAACGUGAAAUACACGCUAAAAUUGUUUGUAUGUACAUAUGUAUACAUAUAUAUGUACAUAUAUAAAUAAACAUUCAAAAAACCUAAACAAUAUCACGAAAGAGGCAUCAGAUGAAUCAAAUUUGAACGCAUGACUUGUUCGAUAACAGAAAAAUUUUAACGAAAUAUUUCAUCAUAAUUCGAGAAAGUAAAUUAAAACGAUGGAUUUAUCACAAUUUCUCUACUUAUGUUUGAUUGUAUUAUGUACAAACACAGCUACGGAAAGUAAACAGAAACCGGGACGAGGAAGAGGAUCAAUGUGGUGGGGUAUAGCUAAAGUAGGCGAACCGAAUAAUAUUUCACCACUUAGCUCAGGCAUUUUGUAUAUGGAUCCUGCUAUACAUUCAACAUUACGGCGAAAACAACGUCGCCUGGUUCGCGAUAACCCCGGUAUAUUGAAUGCUCUUGUGAAAGGCGCUAACCUUGCCAUAAGUGAGUGCCAACAUCAGUUUCGUAAUCGGCGAUGGAAUUGUUCAACAAGAAACUUUUUGCGAGGAAAGAAUUUAUUUGGCAAAAUUGUCGAUCGAGCAACGCAAAUUCUUUUAAUCAAUAUUCAAAAAACUAAACUUUAUUGA
Rhagoletis pomonella (apple maggot) is the source of this 1168-nucleotide messenger RNA. RefSeq names its product protein wingless-like. Gene Ontology annotation, cellular component: extracellular region. The transcript has 3 exons. Lineage: Eukaryota; Metazoa; Arthropoda; Insecta; Diptera; Tephritidae. The coding region runs from base 755 to 1168 and encodes 137 amino acids. The record is from RefSeq and is a predicted model, not a curated record. Gene Ontology annotation, biological process: neuron differentiation; canonical Wnt signaling pathway; multicellular organism development. Gene Ontology annotation, molecular function: cytokine activity; frizzled binding.